Molecule: messenger RNA, 3474 nt
Organism: Trichoderma reesei QM6a
Lineage: Eukaryota; Fungi; Ascomycota; Sordariomycetes; Hypocreales; Hypocreaceae
Exons: 4
Coding region: 1-3309 (1102 amino acids)
Molecular function (GO): RNA binding; protein binding
Source: RefSeq, a predicted model, not a curated record
AUGGCCGACAGAGGCAACCGGGGAAAUCGUGGCGGUGGCUCCCGCGGUGGAGACCGCGGUAGAGGUGGCGGUCGAGGCCGAGGAGGCGAUCGUGGGGAUUACGGCGGUGGUCGAGGCCGAGGCGGCUAUGAUCGUGGAGACUAUGGCGGUGGCCGAGGCAGGGGAGGCGACCGUGGAGACUAUGGCGGUGGCCGAGGUAGGGGAGGAGACUAUGGCGGUGGCCGGGGCGGAGGAGAUCGCGGUGGCUUUCGUGGCGGCUUCAGUGGCUUCCGGGGAGACGGUCCCCGAGGUGGCCGCGGAGGAGGACGGGGAGGGCGCCGUGACGCCUCUCCCGGGAUCUCAAAGGUCUACGAUGGUGCGGUUCCUCCGCCUGAUGCACAGAUCACUCAACUUGAGAACCAGAUUGUUGCACGUCAGUCCGCUUCGCUGGCGACCAUCACCAAACAAAUGGCCGCUAUGAGCGUCAAGGGAAAGGGGGGCAAACUCCCUGCUCGACCGGCCUUUGGAACGCAGGGGAAACCUGUCGUUCUCUGGGCGAACUAUUUCAGAAUCAACGUCAACAAGGACUCGUUCUUCAAAUACACUUUUGAUGUCAAGAAGCGCUCCAGGAAGCCGACAUCAUCGAAGCAAGAAUCCGAGCAGGGCGGUAAGGCUGCCUCAAAACCGGCUGGUGAUGCUCCCGAAUCCGACGAGCCCGAUCAAGGCAGGGAAGUCAAGGGUAGAGCACUAUUUUUCGCCAUCAAGGCGGCUCUCGCGAAGCUCUUGGCGCAAGAUAAGACGCUUGUUGCUGCCACCGAGUUCAAGAGCCAGCUCAUUACGCUCAAGAAGAUUGACUUGACUGAGAAUCCUCUCGAGGUCGAGGUGCCCAAGGACGAAGGAGGCGACCUCAUUGACACAUAUCUGGUCCAGUUCCACGGGCCAGCCGACAUUGACGUGGGCGACAUGAAGAAGUAUCUGACCUCCAUGAUCGAUGCGCCGGGUACCGCCGAUGAGAUUUCCUUUCCGCGCUAUCCUGAAGUUGUUGAUGCGCUCAAUAUCAUCCUGGGCUACGGGCCACGGAGCGAUUUUCACAAAACCGCCACCGUUGGGUCAUCGCGUUUUUUCCCCCUGGGGAACGACAAGGUGAUUGAGCAACUUACCCAAAAUUGGCGAGCUCUGACGGCGGCCCGUGGUUACUUCCAGUCCGCCCGCCUUGCAACUGGUCGCACGCUGCUCAACGUCAACGUCACACACGGCGUUUUCAGCCUCGCUGGCCGCCUGACGGAGAUCUUUGACAGUCUAGGUUUAAAAGCCGCCUACCAAGACAAAAGCCAGGGGUGGAAACUCAGGGCCUUUGCCAAAUUCCUGCCCAAGACACGUGUUUGGGUUACCAUGAAGACUUCCGAGGGCAAGACCUUUCGCCGCUCCAAGUCUAUACGAUCUCUUGCUUCCUCUUUUGAGAUCAAAGUCAAAGGCCGAGGCAUGGCCCAUCCGCCAAAGUUCGAUGGUGGGAUGGAGUAUGCAGGACCCAAGAAUGUCCAAUUCUGGAUGGACGGCGACAAAGGGAAAGGGGGCCGUUACGUUACAGUCUUUGACUACUUCAGACAGAAGUACAAUAUUACACCUGGUGACUACCCCCUGCUCGAUGUGGGUACUGAGCAGAAGCCUUUCAACUACGUCCCGGCCGAAAUGAUCGAGAUCCAACCUGGGCAGUCGGUCAAAGCAGCUCUAACCAUGGAAGAGACCACAGCGAUGCUGGACUUUGCCUGUCGGUCACCGUAUUCCAACGCCUUAUCGAUCAGCACCGCCAGCCGGAAAGUUCUUGGUCUCGACGACGCAGCACUAGGCAAAUUCGGCGUCUCUGUCGACAAGCAAUUGUUGACUGUACAGGGAAGAAUUCUCAAGGCGCCAACGGUGAGCUACAACGGUAUUGGUACGGACGGAAGACCAAAGAAUGCCGAUGUGUCGCCGCAGAAUGGAUCAUGGAAUAUGAGAGCAGUGAGGGUCCUCAAAUCGGGCACUAAGAUCCAGCGCUGGUGUUGGGUCAACGUGUCGACGCCACGCCAACGUCCGUUCUUAGUGGACGGCUCGGUGGUGGACCAAUUUGGAGAGUUCCUGGUGAACAUGGGCAUUGCCAUCAACAAAAGCCCCAUUCCGCCCAAAACGCAGCACGUCACACUUGAUGUCAAUGAUUCGGAAACGGAUAAAACUCUUCACAGAAUGUUUACGUGGCUUGAAGAACAAAAGAUUGAUCUCAUGGUCUUCAUCCUUGCGGAGAAAGACUCUACUGGCCUAUACAGCAAGAUCAAGGCGUUUGGAGACUGUGGUUACGGAAUCCAUACCAGCUGUCUAGUGGGGAGAAACUUUGCCAAGGCAAGCCCGGCCUAUUUCGCCAACGUCGGGCUCAAGAUCAACCUGAAGGCUGGAGGCACGAAUCACAAGUUACGAGAGGAAUCCAGCCUCGUCAAAGAAGGCAAGUCGAUGAUUGUUGGCUACGACGUAACCCACCCGACGAACAUGCCCAUUAAGAAGGGCAACGAGCCUCCCAGUCUGGUGGGGUUCGUCUCGAGCAUCGACAGGGACCUCGGCCAAUGGCCUGCACUGGCUUGGGAGCAAACUUCCAAGCAGGAGAUGGUGACCGAAAGGCUUGCCGAUGUGUUCAAGACGCGGCUGGAUACCUGGCGCGACCACAACAAAGGCCAGUUACCCGACAGCAUCAUUAUUUACCGAGACGGCGUCUCCGAGGGCCAGUUUAGCCAAGUCCUCGACCAGGAGCUGCCCAGCAUCAGAGAAGCCUGCCGCCUCAAGUACCAGGCCAGGUCCCAGCCAAAGCUCACCAUCCUAGUCUCCGUGAAGCGGCACCAGACUCGGUUCUACCCUACCUCGACAAACGAUAUGUCCAAUUCUGGUAACGUUAUCAACGGUACAGUGGUGGACCGCGGCGUGACCCUGGCGAGGUAUUGGGACUUCUUCCUGACGGCACACGAGGCUCUCAAGGGCACCGCCAGGCCUGCUCAUUACACGGUUCUUCUCGACGAAAUUUUUCGACCGAGAUUUGGCACCAAAGCGGCCGACGAACUGGAGCGGCUGACACACGAUUUGUGCUACCUCUACGGCAGAGCAACCAAGGCCGUCAGUAUAUGCCCGCCCGCGUAUUAUGCAGAUAUUGUCUGCGAACGUGCUCGUGCACACCGUCCCGACAAGUUUGGGGAGCGCGACUCGGACGGUAAGUCUGGAGGCAAUGCAGGAAGCAAGAAGCCGGAGGAACAAUACCGAAAAAUACCCGCCGAGGUGCACGAAAAACUCAGGAAUAGCAUGUACUAUAUCUGAGCUCGAUGGCGGCGAAGUAGGCGUGGCCGCGGUAUAUGGCGUUGCACUCUCUUGUGGCAUGUGUGCGGAUAUUUAUGCCUUUGGUCACGCAAGACAGCGCUUGGACGCGCGGCGGCUUCUACACAUGGAUCGAAGGACGGCAACAUGGUUCAAAAGCGACAUCUA